AUGCUGGCAGUUUUUGAUCAAUGGCUGUACAACUUCAACUACGUUUCUGAUGACAAAAGUUCUUUUCUCUCCCAAGGCUUUGUAGUAAAAGUGAAAAUGUCAGCGAAAAAAAAAUCUCUUUUCUGCUACUCACAACCUUCUGCUGGCUACCUAAACAAGAACAAUACCGAUCUGGUUACGCUGAGCGGUGGGAUCAUCACGUCUGGUUACGGGAAUCACGUAGGCCUCCUCCGGGGAAGGGAAAUAUGCAUUUAUUCUCCGUGGCCAGUCAUCAAUAGAAGCACGCAGCACUUCUUGAGGAAGAAGCAACUGCUCACUCGGACCAGAGAUUGUUUGAGGCUUUCUCAGUUAGGGUGUGCUCUGUGGCAUGCCAUCCUUUCCACCGCUACUGAGUUGACCUGGCCAUGUGAGCUGGAGGCGAAUCCUGCUGGAAAAUCCAAUGACUUCCAGCAAACAGUAUCAUUUAGAGGCUAG
Molecule: messenger RNA, 474 nt
Organism: Nezara viridula (southern green stink bug)
Lineage: Eukaryota; Metazoa; Arthropoda; Insecta; Hemiptera; Pentatomidae
Source: the annotation of a GenBank genome assembly